Molecule: messenger RNA, 1890 nt
Organism: Schistocerca gregaria
Lineage: Eukaryota; Metazoa; Arthropoda; Insecta; Orthoptera; Acrididae
Exons: 2
Coding region: 130-1029 (299 amino acids)
Source: RefSeq, a predicted model, not a curated record
AUUAGAUUUUGUACGCCAUUUCUGUUUAUUGAGUUUGGCUUCUCACUCGCGAGCUUUUAGUUGGAGAGGCUAUAGCUGGAGAGCUUUGGUUGCGGCAGAGCGUUGGACGCUUGCUGGUGAAAUAGAAGCAUGGAGAGUUCAGGUGCGUGGAGCGGUGAGGAGAAACAGAAGUCUCCCAGCCUGCGCAUGUCGAAGAAAGGCGGUGCUCGAGGGCAAGGCGAAACGAGCGCGGGCGGGUUUGUGGGCCGUUGGAUGCCCGCGGCGGGGACGUCGUCGGACGGAGCGACUUCGCCUACGCGCGAUGACAGUUGUACCGAUAGGAGCAUGUGUUUCAAGGGGGAAGGAGAGGGGUGUUCGACUCCGUACAAGGGCCAGAUUUGGGAAAUCAGGACUCCCACUCGACCAGUUAAGGCCAAAAGAAGGUCGACGUGCAGAGAGGGUUUCGAAUGUUUAAGUGAAUUGGAGGGGAAAGAUAUCAGGGGUUUUUUGUUUCCUGAUUCGGCGAGCGCGGGGGAUCGCGUUACGGGUGUGGCGGACAUAGACUGCAAUGGAACGGUUGAGCAGUAUGAAGGGAACAAUUUGAUCUUUCGUCGAAUGAGACAGUCUAGGCUCAGGCGCAGAGAAGAGGUGUGCCUGAAGCUCAGAGAGGAGUCGAAUAACGCGUUUUUUGGCAUGGAACUGGCGACCAAGCGAAAGUGGUCCGCAGCCGACAUAAGGGCCUAUUUUGGCCAACAGGAGCCAGAUUUAGAGACGGACUUUUUUCGACUGGAAGGGGUGAUGAAUUCGGAGAGUGACGAGGUGUCUGAUGUGUGGUCCAAUUUCUUGGGAGAGGAGAGCGGCAAGUUCGUUGACAACGAAGUUGUAGAUCUCAUCUAUGAAAACGGCAUCGAAAUUCAGAGCCCCGAAGAAAUCAAACUGAAUGAUGUUAAAAAUUACCAAAAACCGCCAGAGAUUUAUCAAGUUGACGGCUUCACUUCUGUCAUGGUGUCAAGAGGCUAUCAGCAGCGUUCAUUCUUUCAUGGGAUUUAAAUUCUUAGAGAUCGACGCGAUGUUCUCCUAUUCUUUAAAUACGUGAGUAUUGUACGCCCAGUCUCCCUUCAAAUUCACCGCACAUCGCUAAACGUAAGCGCGAGUGGCGCGAGAGGGGGAAAAACUCUGAGUUCUGCGCGACCGUUCGUAACGCGAAGUCAUACCGAAUGACCGGCCUAGUCACCUAGCGCUCGAUUUGCAGUUUCGACAGCUACCAAAAGUCACUGCAUGUUACGGCUGAGCCGAGUUAUAAAAAACCAGUAAACUCAUUUUUUUUUCCAGGUUUGGUGCGAUCUAGGAAACACUUUUUUUGUGCAGGAAAAAAAAAAAAAAAAGGUGACUCACAGAGAAAUCCGAAUUUGGAAUUUGUGCUUCAGGCUGGAAAGUAAGCAUUGGCCGACGAUGGGCACGGCGCAAGACAGCACGGCAAGAUCACCCUGUGUCUUUUAGAGAGAGAGGUUUCUUCAACAGAGGCUCAUGGUCUCUCCAAUUAGAGAUUGGACUAAUUUAGUACACGUCCGGCCAAAACUGUGUUAUACGCGUAUAUUUUUUGCUGCUCAAACUGUCAGACGCGUAUUGGUGCGUCAAAACCGCCUCGCUAGCGCCGCUCUGGCCAACGUCUUUGCCUCGGUGCCGAUCGACUAUCUGGUGGCUACGUUCGCAGCGAAAAGGUCAAAAUGGUGCAAGCUUAGAGUCGGCUUUGCGCGUCGCUCGUGGCGUGGAGCACCGACGAAUUCGAAAUACCCUGACGUCCCUCAGCCACCAAUAUUACACAUAAAUUAGUUCGUUUUUUAAUAGUCUGCGCCGUUUUUAUUCAGAAGCAAUAAAGGUUGUUCGCAAAGGCGCUGCAACGACGCCAUC